This is a messenger RNA of Hemisphaericaspora subhashii, 1341 nucleotides long. Its product is annotated as tRNA dimethylallyltransferase. The transcript has a single exon. Gene Ontology annotation, molecular function: tRNA dimethylallyltransferase activity; ATP binding. The record is from RefSeq and is a predicted model, not a curated record. Lineage: Eukaryota; Fungi; Ascomycota; Pichiomycetes; Serinales; Debaryomycetaceae. Gene Ontology annotation, biological process: tRNA modification. Gene Ontology annotation, cellular component: mitochondrion. Bases 1 to 1341 code for a protein of 446 amino acids.
AUGACAAUACCAAAGAAACCAAUUAUAAGCAUAGUUGGAACAACUGGGGUUGGAAAAUCACAAUUUAGCAUUGACUUAGCAGAAGCCAUAAAUGGUGAAAUCAUCAAUGCCGAUUCAAUGCAAGUCUAUAAAAAGCUAGAUACCAUCACUAAUAAACAUCCAUUAGAUGAACGUCACGGAAUUCCUCAUUAUGUCAUGGACCAUGUUGAUUGGAAUGAGGAUUAUUAUAUUCAUAGAUUUUCUAAAGAAGCUAAUGCUGCCAUAGAUGAUAUUCAUGCCCGAGGAAAGAUUCCAAUUGUUAUUGGUGGAACACAUUAUUAUUUACAAAAUCUCUUGUUUAAGAAUAAAACAGUGGGGGAAAUGAAAAUUGAAAACAAAGAGUUAACUAAGGAACAAUUGGAAGUAUUAGACGGUCCCGUAGACGUGUUGUUUGAACAAUUGAAAUCUGUAGAUCCGGUAAUUGCCUCGAAAUUCCAUCCACAAGAUCAACGAAAAUUACGAAGGGCAAUGGAAAUUUGGUAUAAGUCAGGUGAGAAGCCAUCACAAUUAUACCAUGAUCAAAAGCUAGAUGAGAUAGAGGAAAGUUCUUUAAAGUAUAAUACCUUGUUUUUUUGGGUAUACUGCGAUCGUGAUGUGUUGAUACCUAGACUAGAUGAAAGAGUUGAUAAAAUGAUAGAAUCGGGAGCUAUCGAGGAGAUAAAUGAAUUGUAUGAGGUAUAUGAAUCACAAGAUCCUCAUCCGGAUUGUACGAGUGGUAUUUGGCAAGUUAUUGGAUUUAAAGAAUUCUUGCCAUGGUUAACUACCAAUAAAAAAGAUGAUAAAUUAUUAAAAGAAGGGAUUGAAAGAAUGAAAAUACGAACAAGGCAAUAUGCGAAAUAUCAAAUCAAAUGGAUCAAAAAGUUAUUAUCUGCCGAAUUACAAAAAGAAUCUAGAUUUAAUUUCAAAUAUGGUGGGAAAUUGUAUCUUUUGGAUGCAACAGAUUUAAGUACUUGGCAAGAUAAUGUUGCAAAAAUUGGUAUUCAUAUUACAAAACAAUUCUUGCUUGAUGGACCUACAAAGGUAACUUAUCCUCAAGCGCCAGAAUCAUUAAUGCAUAUAAUUCCAUUUGAUGAAUCUUCAUUUACCAAGAGUCAGAAAAUCUUAGGAGCAGAAGCAAAUUGGAAGCACUAUACUUGUGAUGUUUGUAAAGAUAAGUCUGGAGCUAAGGUUGUUGCGGUUGGGGAAGAUGCAUGGAACAUUCAUGUACAAAGUAGAAGACAUUCAAAGAAUUUACACUAUCUGAUUGGAAGAAAGAGAAGAAGUGAAUAUGAAAAUGAAAACAAUAAAAAGAGUAAGGAAUAG